Molecule: messenger RNA, 1167 nt
Organism: Kluyveromyces marxianus DMKU3-1042
Lineage: Eukaryota; Fungi; Ascomycota; Saccharomycetes; Saccharomycetales; Saccharomycetaceae
Gene: SDP1
Product: mitogen-activated protein kinase tyrosine protein phosphatase SDP1
Exons: 1
Coding region: 1-1167 (388 amino acids)
Biological process (GO): protein dephosphorylation; negative regulation of MAPK cascade
Cellular component (GO): cytosol; cytoplasm; nucleus
Molecular function (GO): protein tyrosine/threonine phosphatase activity; MAP kinase tyrosine/serine/threonine phosphatase activity
Source: RefSeq, a predicted model, not a curated record
AUGAACUCUCAGGGGAUUGGAACGAGAUCUCAUAAGUCUAUGCAGAAUAAGAAUUCCAAGAAUCUAAGUUUACAGAUUGGAGAUUCUCCAACCAGGAACAAGCUAAUAAUAGUUGAGCCAAAACCUAAUAAUAGCAUCAGUAAUGGGGAGAGUUGUGGUGGAUCCGGGAACGCGUUUGCGGUUCCACCGUUGACGAAACGUGCUAGCGAGGCGCAGAUAUACUCGCUGCCUCCGAAGUUGAAGUCUACUCGGUCUACUCCAUGCACGCCGCAGCUAGCGACGACGGGAUGCAGUUCGGGGUUCAACUCUGCGGUGUCUCCAACGUCAUCGGCCUCGUCAUCGUCGCCGUUCAACAAGCCGCAGCUUCCGACGAUCAAUACCAAGGUGCUGUGCAGGCCCAGGGCUAGCACUAUAGCGGCUGGCACAGCCAUGACGCUGGGGGCUCAGUCUCAGGGCCAGGGCCAGGGCCAGGGCCAGGCACAAGUGCAGACACCGAGCAACGAAUUCAUCGAGAACAUGUCUCGGUACUGGGUAUUUCAGGAAAAUACCCCAAUGUCCUCCAACAAUUACGAGCCGGAUGCUAAGGAUAGAACAAACAUCAACGCCGUGCUGUCCGAUGACGAGCUGGACAGCUACUCGGAGUCCUACAAGGAGAAUUGCUACCCGUCGGGACCGCUGCUCGUGAUCCCGCCAUACAUCUACCUAUACUCCGAGCCCUCGCUCAAAGAGGUCCUGGACUUCGACUUGAUCAUAAACGUCGCUAAGGAAAUCACAAACUACAAGGAACAGCUUCCCGCGGAGAAACAGGUGAACUACUACCACCUCACCUGGUCGCACACCUCCCAAAUCACAAAAAACCUCCCGCAACUUACAGAACUGAUACACAACGCCUACGUAAACCACAAGAAGGUGCUCAUCCACUGUCAGUGCGGAGUUUCUCGCUCGGCAUCGCUAAUCGUCGCUUACAUGAUGCGCUACGAUAAUCUCAGCUUGAACGACGCUUACAACAAGCUCAAGCUCAUCGCAAAGGAAAUAAGUCCCAAUAUGAGCCUUCUGUUCCAGCUCAUGGAAUGGGAGGACUGGCUAAAGAACCACGAUCCAAUCAACAGAACCUGUCGGAAACAGUCUUUCGAAUCGAUCUCAGAACUCGGCGAACUCACCCUAUGA